Messenger RNA from Thalassophryne amazonica, 1742 nucleotides. It is a transcript of the gene alyref, whose product is annotated as Aly/REF export factor. The record is from RefSeq and is a predicted model, not a curated record. Lineage: Eukaryota; Metazoa; Chordata; Actinopteri; Batrachoidiformes; Batrachoididae. Gene Ontology annotation, molecular function: mRNA binding. The coding region runs from base 792 to 1448 and encodes 218 amino acids. The transcript is spliced from 6 exons. Gene Ontology annotation, cellular component: nucleus. Gene Ontology annotation, biological process: mRNA export from nucleus.
GCACCUUAGAGGGAUGGUCAGAAAAUGGAAAAAGCCUUGGUGACAACCUUCUAAUCUCCACUAGGCCUGCUAGCUAAUCCUCUAGCGUGCUUGCUAGUCAAGCGAAUAAAGUUGAUUCCGAGUUUCCCUCGGAGGAGAGCUCUUUAGUUUGCAGUUUUGCCUUUGUGGAAGUUGUGUGCAUAUUGUGUCCUUUCUCCCUCAACCUGUAUGUCUUAAUUUACGUCAUUUUUUUCCCAAGAAGACGAGUUUUGAAGAGAACGGCUAUGCUACUGUUAGCCGUGUUGGCUAACCGGCUAAAAGUUGGAUCGUCGAGGCCUCGGCGGCGCCAUUUUGAGUCCUGUGCCCUGAGAACGACAAAUUCGAAGUAAUCCACCUUCAGAAAAAGGUGUUUUGUGGCCCCCAAAUGUCCAUAUAAAUACCGAAGGAGCCGACAUCAUCGAGAGAGUGCAUCCAGAUGAUUUUUCUUCAGCACAAGCGGAAACAUAGCUUUGUUCCUGUCGUCUUUUGUUUGGGAGUGGCAGCUUGGCUUCACAACAAGGCCUGUGGCGUUUCAACCGGUGGUGGAUGGAGCGAUAUGGACUUUUCACACCUAUUAGUUUUCAUUAUAGAGCCAGUCUAAGCUCAUUGAGUUUCAGUGGGUAAAUAAAAGCAUCACUCCACUCCAAAGUGGUGUAAUCUCAAAAUGGACGCCCAGAUGAACCACGAUCACUCGACAGGCCUUUUUUAAUCCCCCUUCAUUUCCAGCCCCCCUACAUGGACACUUAUAUCAAAGUCUGUCUCAUGGCUUGAUCAUGAACUCAUGUCCCUGUGAGAAACCUGUGGGCAGCGGUGGAAGGCAUCGCCGCGUCAGAUGGGGAACGUACCGGAGGAUCCUUUCUGUGGAGGCGCAGCCUAAACAGCUUCCGGAUAAGUGGCAGCACGACAUGUUCGACAAUGGCUUUGGAGGUUUCAAUGGUGCUGGUAGCGGUGGCGGAGGAGCUGGCGUGGAAACUGGAGGGAAGCUCCUUGUCUCCAAUCUUGAUUUUGGUGUCUCAGAUGCAGAUAUUCAGGAACUUUUUGCUGAAUUUGGGACUCUGAAAAAAGCAGCAGUUCAUUAUGACCGGUCUGGAAGAAGUUUAGGAACUGCUGAUGUCCACUUUGAGAGGAGGGUAGAUGCUCUCAAGGCCAUGAAGCAGUACAAUGGCAUCCCACUUGAUGGGCGACCUAUGAACAUACAGCUUGUUACAUCACAGAUUGACACACAGAGGCGAUCUAUGCAGCGCCUGGGCAGAGUCAGCGGGGGAAUGAACAGAAGUCGAGGAUUCGGGGGCAUGCAGAGGGGCCGCGGCGGACGGGGUGCUGGUGGCAGAGGAAGAGGUCGAGGUGGACGCGGUGGCAGCAAACAGCUGUCAGCAGAAGAACUUGACGCCCAGUUAGACGCCUACAAUGCCAGAAUGGACACCAGCUAAGAGAUGAAGAUUUUCCUCGAAUGUCAUCCCUUCCAGUCUGCACAGAGCGUGUCAUUUGUUACAAGUGGAGAUGUGCAGGAUAUUUUACGCUUGGUUGUCUCCUGAUGUGAUUGAAAUUAAUGUAUCAAUCUCCUCUUUUAAAUGCUCCAAAGUGUUUUUUACUAGUAAAAAUUUUUUUUUUUUUUUUUUUUUCCCUUCCUUUCCCCAUGGAAGAAAAUGGCUGUAGGUUUGGGUGUGUCCUGUUGUAUGUUCCUGUAGUAAUGAAACUUGUAAUAAACCUACAGUACAUAUUCA